Messenger RNA from Fundulus heteroclitus (mummichog), 1318 nucleotides. It is a transcript of the gene ydjc, whose product is annotated as YdjC chitooligosaccharide deacetylase homolog. NCBI's taxonomy places the organism in Eukaryota, Metazoa, Chordata, Actinopteri, Cyprinodontiformes, Fundulidae. The record is from RefSeq and is a predicted model, not a curated record. Bases 123 to 1055 code for a protein of 310 amino acids. Gene Ontology annotation, biological process: carbohydrate metabolic process. The transcript has 6 exons. Gene Ontology annotation, molecular function: deacetylase activity.
AGACGGUGAUUAGCACUCCAGUGUAUUAUAUAGCUCAGUGGGUGCUACCGGUACGGAUCGGGUAGUGACACUGCGGUGGGUUCAAACAUACACACUUUGGAUGUAAUUGAAACCUCCAAGCAAUGCCACUGUCAAGAUUGUUGAUGGUGGUCACAGGAGAUGACUUUGGCUACUGCCCGAGAAGGAACCAGGGUAUUGUGGAAUGCUUCUUGGCUGGAGGCAUUUCCAAUGUAUCCCUUCUUGUUAAUGCCUCAGCUGCCAGAGAGGCAGCUGGUCUGGCUGGCAGAUACAAAAUCCCAAUUGGCCUCCAUGCCAACCUGUCUGAGGGCACCCCUGUGUGUCAGAACCUCCAGCAGAUUUCCACUCUCAUUAACCCUCAAGGCUUCUUCCAUGGAAAGAUGGGUUUUCGUCAGGCCUUGGAGAGAGGCCAGCUCAGCAUGAAGCAGGUAGAGCUGGAGUUGAGGGCCCAAGUCAGACGAUUUGUAGAACUGACAGGACACCUGCCUUAUCACAUGGAUGGACACCAGCAUGUUCAUGUACUGCCAGAUGUUCGUGAAGUGGUUGCACAAGUCCUCUCGGAUCUUGCUAUUCCAUUUACUCGUGUUCCAAUGGAGCCAGGUUUGCACAGCUGUCCUUGGGUGCCAGAAAACCUCCACAGUUUUUACAUGCAAGUGGAAAAGGAUGCCCUGGACUCAAUCCCCAUCUUCAAACACUAUGGAAUCAGGUGGCCUGACGUGUAUUUAGGACUCUCCACCACGGGUCAGCACAUGUCAUUCUCCAGCCUACAGAGGGCUCUCAAGCAAGCUUUGGCAACAAGAACUUCUUCCUCUACCUCCAGAAGAGGGUCAGGUGUUCAUCAACCUGUUGUCACAGCAGAGCUUAUGGUUCAUCCAGGUUAUCCAAGUCAUCCUGGGGAAGGUGGCUGUGGGGAGGGCCCAGAUAACUUCUCUCAGUCCAUUGAAAGAGAACAUGAGCUGAAUGUGCUGAGAAACCCAUCUGUCCUGGAGCUUUACUGCCAAGAGGGAGUUCAGCUCUGUGGAUUUAAAGACCUUUGACAACUGCUGUCUCCACAAAAUAUAUUUACUUGUGGAUAAAGUUGAUAUACGUACGUUAAUCAGGGUUAUACUUACUGAGCCAAAAAUGUUUAAUUAUGGCAAAUUUAAAAGCCUUUACGCUUCAGGACAUAUCUGUUUACAUAUCUGAUUAUUAAUAUAGGAUAUUUUUGAUUGGUUCUAUUAAUCAUGAGUGAUAUAACUGAUGUAUUGGUUUAACUAUUUUGAAGGGCUUUCUUACACAAUAAACUAUUUUUCAUAUGUAA